This is a messenger RNA of Musca vetustissima, 1122 nucleotides long. RefSeq names its product protein timeless-like. Gene Ontology annotation, molecular function: DNA binding. Gene Ontology annotation, cellular component: replication fork protection complex. The coding region runs from base 34 to 1122 and encodes 362 amino acids. Gene Ontology annotation, biological process: replication fork arrest; DNA replication checkpoint signaling; DNA repair. The record is from RefSeq and is a predicted model, not a curated record. NCBI's taxonomy places the organism in Eukaryota, Metazoa, Arthropoda, Insecta, Diptera, Muscidae. The transcript has 6 exons.
GAAAAUAAAAAUAGCACUUGGACUCAAGAGGAAAUGGACACGCUGUAUUGGUAUUAUGUUCAGAGCAAGAAAAAUAAUGAUGUUGUUGGAAAAAUUGUGAAAUUGUUUGGCAACAAUGGCAACAAACAGAAAUCGAGGAUAUCGAUAAUACAACAGCUAUUGCAACAGGACAUAAUAACCCUUGUCGAAUACGACGAUUUAAUGAAAUAUGAAGAUGCUCAGUAUCAGCGUACUUUGUUAACGACUCCCACUUCAGGUACCACCGAAUCUGGUAUAGAAAUGAAGGAUACAGCCAUAGCUGGUAAACCCUCUGAUGAUAUACAGAUUCUUCGCGAUUUAAUUAUAAAAGAGAAAAAGAAACAACAUUUGGAAUGGCUGCAGAAAUUGUUAUUGGAAUGUUGUUAUGUCAAAUUGAUUUUGCGGAAAAAUCCCCUAAGGGAAGAUCAUCAGAAUUUAUCGGUGAUAAUGGAACCAGUUGCCUAUCAUUCAAUAUUCAAAAAUAAAUCCAUACCAGUUGUCCAAUGGAACACCGAUCAGGCCAAUACGAUGAUGUAUCAACCAUUUGUCCUGCUACUACACAAGUUGGGCUUUCAAUUGCCUGCCGAUGCGGGAUCGGUAUAUGCCAGAAUACCAGAAUUCUGGACUCCGGAAAUGAUGUUUGGUUUGGCAAAGAAAUUGGGACCAUUGGAAAAAUUGGUAAUUAAAUUCGAUGUCAACCAAUUCGAGGCUAAUGUGGGAGAAAUCACGGCCGAUUUGAAAACCAGAGAUGGAGGUGGACGUGGAAGUGUGGACUUGCCGGCCAGUAGUGGUGUACGCAACUCCUUGAGUUCGUUGUCCAGCCUGGAGGUGGAACUAAAUGAUAAUGACGAUCUGUCGACCAUACCGGAAAUAGAUGAUUCCUUUGAGAAGUCGUCACAGACCUGUGAAAUAUUUGCCGUGCCCAAGGCCAAGCAUAGUAAUUCGAUCAUAAGAUAUACACCCGACCCAACAUCUUUACCCUCGGUACCCAAUUGGCUGCAAUUGGUCAUACACAGCAAAUGCAAACAGAGUACCUCAGUAGCGGAUUCUGCUGCGGCCGCAGCUGCAGCCAGUUUGGCUAAUCUGGCCACUAACGCUUGGUAA